Molecule: messenger RNA, 2506 nt
Organism: Dothidotthia symphoricarpi CBS 119687
Lineage: Eukaryota; Fungi; Ascomycota; Dothideomycetes; Pleosporales; Dothidotthiaceae
Product: C6 zinc finger domain-containing protein
Exons: 2
Coding region: 35-2371 (778 amino acids)
Biological process (GO): regulation of DNA-templated transcription; DNA-templated transcription
Molecular function (GO): DNA-binding transcription factor activity, RNA polymerase II-specific; zinc ion binding; DNA binding
Source: RefSeq, a predicted model, not a curated record
CCCAUGUUCAUUAUUUUACAUUGUGUCGUAUGAAAUGCCCCCUUUUUCGCGUCCUCUAGAUGCUGCUCCGUUGAAUCAUGCCCAAUCCGAGGCAAAGCGAAGGCGGCUGCGGAAGGGCACGCACAGCUGCUGGGAAUGCAAGCGGCGGAAGAUGAAGUGUAUAUUCGACGCGCCCACUGAUGCAAACAUCUGCCACGGCUGUAAACGACGAGGUUCACAAUGCAUCAGCCAAGAGUUUCCCGAGGAGGCCUCAGCGAAUGCCCGUACAAGGGUCGAGACUCCAAGCACUAACAGCGAUGGCAGCAUUCAUGACAGAAGAAGACCGACGACGCCCAUUGAAUAUAGUGCAACCGCAGGCCACUGUAUUUCUACUCCUGUGUCUAUCAUCUCGGAACCACCACGGUAUCUAGCCUUCCACGAAUAUACCGAGCAUCAUACCGUCAAUAAUGGCGCUCUUCCAACCUCACAAGACAAGUUUGAGAAAUUAUCACGGUUUUUAUAUGGAUCACUACCUUCGCGAGAAGACAUAAGAAGAAUAUGCUCAGCCAGUCGCCACCCAGCUGUCCUCGCUCAUGAAGUAAUGACAACGCCCUACAGUACUCUCCAUAAGAAAGGACUUGCGACGCCUGAGACGUUACUAGAUAUACCUGAGCCGAGCGCGCAUCCUGUUUUGAUAGCGAGAUAUAUGCUCCUGCUUGCCACAUUACUACAGCAUCUUCACCCUGAUUACCACGAGGGGGUAAAAACCUUGUCGGAAUCGCCACGAGCAAUCAUGGACCGACUGGCAGAUCUUGCCACCAGUCUUGUCACGACGAAUGACGAACUUCUUGGCAGCAUUGAAGGCCUGGAGUGCGUGAUAAUUGAAAGCGGGUAUCAGGCGAAUAUUGGGAACCUCCGACGGAGCUGGGUAUCAUCGCGGAGGGCUAUGAAUAUUGCACAGCUAAUGGGUCUCGAUAUACCCAACAAUCAAGCACAGUACAAGGUCCUUGACCCCAAGACGAAACAUGACCCGCGACAUAUGUGGUUCCGAAUCGUUUAUUUGGACCGCUAUCUCUGCCUCAUGCUAGGCGUAUCUCAAGGCAGUACAGAUCGUAGUAUGGCAAUCGACGCAAUGCUCGCAAACGAUACUGAAAUGGGACGUCUCGAGCGAAUGCACUGCGUUAUCGCCUCCGAGAUCCUCGAGCGCAACAAAGCCUAUCCAAACCUCCGCGACACUGUCCUGACGCGAGCUCUGGACGUGGAGCUGCAAAAAGCAGCCAGCAGCCUGCCCAGCAAAUGGUGGCUAGUACCGGAAUUCAAAAUGUCCUCGACCGAACCACAGGCUAUGUUCUGGAACACCCGCCGCUUGUUUGCACAAGUACAGCACUACAAUCUCCUCAAUCAACUCCAUCUGCCUUAUAUGCUUUGCUCCAAGUCAGCUGAACGCAGCUACGAGUACUCUCGGAUUACCUGCGUGAGCGCCUCGCGGGAGAUACUCUCACGCUUCAUCACACUCCGCAGAUACAACGGCAUCGCUUGGAGUUGUCGUGCCAUAGAUUUCCUUGCCCUCAUGGCUGCCAUGACCUUGUUGUUAGCUCACUUAGACAGCCGCCUCUCAGAGGCAGAAAAUGUCCUCGCUCACCAAUAUCACAGCGACCGCGCUAUGAUUGAGCAGGUACAAGAGAAUAUGGAAGAAGUCAAUCGCCUCAGUGCAGACGCGUUGAGUGCGAAAAGCGCUGACUUACUACGUCGCCUGUUGGCCAUCGAGACCAAAACGUCAGAUUGUCGUUCACCUUGUGCCACAAGGGUAAGUGUGCAGGGAGCGGGGACCGAAACGGUGCUACCGGAUCGAAGUGAUGACGCCGUUGUGAAGGUACAUAUUCCUUACUUUGGCAUCAUCAAGAUUGCUCGUGAGGGUAUGACUCUGGAUGUCCCCAGACCACAAGCAACAUCAACAACAACCAACUACCCAUCUCAGCCGCAAGGAGUGAACGCUUCCACCUCAGUCAGCCUAGAAACCCUCCACUCAAGACCUCAGAUGCAUUCCUCCGAGCUCGCUGGGCCUAGCGUAGUUCCAAACCCCGAGACCAUAACACCACUAAAUGCGAGCUACGGCCACAUCGAAGCACCCCCAAUGAUGUCAGCCAGAAACCACGCGCAUGUAGAAACACUCCCAACCCUGGACACGGGCGCCGACGACGCCAACACACAUUUCACAGCGCAACCGCAAUACAGUCUAUGCGAUCCCCUCCCACAGCCUGGAGAGUACCCCGAACUGGCCGCCGGGACAGACGACUGGGCAUUCCAGGGCGUCGACCUAGCAUUUUUCGAGAGCUUGAUCAGGAGCUCUAGGAACGAGGGAACUGGUGGUACGAACUGGAAUGUUAUCUGAUUCGUUAUAGAUUGGUAGAAGUGCUAUGUGGUAGUAUGGUGAUAAUUUUACGAUCAGCUUGAAGGGCUUAUUCGUUUGAACAUCGUGCAAGUGCAAGGAAGACUAGCAUCGUCACGUUCACAAUGCACACCAAGC